GUGCAUGCUUAAUAAGGCAGGCCGAUUGCUGACGUGAGUCGUGUCAUUGCGCUUGGUCAAGGACAGAUGGAGAGGAUAAAUGAAGGGAGUGUUGAUGAAGGAAAAGAAAUACACUAUGCUCCGCCGUGCUGCUCUUCCUUUUAAAGAAUCGCCCCCAGCUUCACACGUGCACAAACAUGACGAGCCAAUUACGGUCGUAUGCAGCAAAAAGAGAGACAUUAUCUGCUCAUUCGUCAAGUGGCGAUCGAUGGCAUGUACAAAAGAAGAAAGGUGGCUGCAGUGUAGGUAGAGAUAUACGUGAAGACAUACAUGUCUCUUGAGGCGACAAAUAGAUAUACAAAGAGGCAGAGACAGACACCCCGGUGCUUUGCCCGACGCGCCUGUCGCCUGAAUGAGUGCUGAAGGCAGAAGACGGCUCCUAGAAUCCAUAGAAUACCUCUAAUACGGACAGUCCUAGAACACACGCGUCCAGUGACGGCCGACCAUGACAGAGACAUCACAUCAUGAUGUACGGAAAACUUGCAGCACAUGCAGACGAAUGCAUGGCUCUUGGAACGCGCUAGAUGUACACAAAUAGACAAGAGGCAACACGCACAACAUCAGAGACACCCCGGUGCUUUGCCCGACUUGCCAGUGCGUGUGUGUGCGUGUGCAUGGGCGUCACUGAAGACUACAAACGACCCGCACAAAUCAUACCAACAAACACACGUAUCCAUCGAACGCAUGAGUGUACACACGCAGUCUACACGUAAGUACAGCUAUGUGGUCGGUUGGCCAGCACUGCUGGUGCUGUUGCCCUCAUCGUCGUAAUAGUAAUCGUAGUAGUAAUCACAGUAGUAAUAAUAACAGUCUGCAGACAGGGGGGACACACACACAUCAAUGGAUGGCAUAUCAUCAUAUCCCUCUCUUUGUGCUCGUGGGCCUGACGACGUACAGUAGUCAUAUUCAUCUAUGUCUCCGUUAUCGUAAGGAAUACAGUAGUAAUAUACUGCAUACUCAUACCCUUCGUAGUAAUCGCCUGUGCACGCAAGUGGGAGAGGAAGGGCUAUGGCGGACAUGUCCGGAGGAGGCAACAAUCGAUGUGCACCACGUGUGUAUGCGCGCGCAUCGGUGGGUGACACGAACAUGCUUACAGUAGCUGGUGUAAUAGUGCGUGAUCGGCAUGUGGGCACCGGCAGGAUCGCAUCGCUCCCCGCUGGCCUCGCGAGCAGCCUGCAAGCAUUCCACAGCCAUGCAUUCACAUCACAUUGCCCAAUCAGCUGAGAGCUCAACUGACCUUGCCUUUCCAAAGCGUAUGUGUCUUGCCGCCCAUUCGGUACACAGACCGCUCCAGCCCCAUCUUGGCCAUCAGAUUCUCACCUUCGCUGUCUCCGCUUCCCUUGCGGAUGCCGUCGACGAUCCUCUGGGCCUCCUCGGUGAGGCCGGGGUCGACGCAUGGCGUGUUUUGGUAUGUGUCGAGGGUGUCCAUGUUUGGCGGGGCGGGCUUGGGGUCGGCGUGUCUCAUCAUGAUGGACGCUGGCUUAUCACUGGGGCGGAUGAUGGAGGGGUCGCUGACAGACUUGUCGAGUCCGGCGAUCUUGAACGGCACCACACAGUCGCCAUCUUUGUGGAAGGACAGCAACACCGUCUGCACUCAAGAAAUGAAGACACGCAGCUAGACAGGCGGAGAGAUCGGCGUUGUUGGCUCGCUGCGGUGGACUGACCACAUCGGCGUGUGUGUUGCCCACAGGGACGACGAAUGCAUGGGCCGUCCCACCGCUGGCCACAGGCAGCACCACAUAAUCCUCGUACACGAAAUCGUCACGGACAGACACGGCCGUACUCGUGGACACGGUGCUGACAUAAGGGACACGCAAAAGCCCAUCAGCGUGUCGUGCCUUCUGCUUGUCUGUCUGUCUGUCUGUCUGCAUACCCGUCCGCUGCCUGCACGGCCAGGUCAGCGUUGCCGAAGUGGGAGUUGGCAGCCAAUAUGACGUCAUCAAAACCUGCCUCGCGAGCGUGACUCUGCACACGUAGACGGACACAAACACAGACACCAUCAGCACCUACCCGCCCCCUCCCACAUCUCGUCCCGCUCACCAGGUCCAUUCGUAUGUACUGCUCCCGGCCGCUGGGGAUGCGUCGCGUCGGCAGGGACGAGAAGUGCACUGGGCUGUCUUCAUGGGCCUCGACAGGGAGAGGCGACACCACGGGGCAGCUGCGUGGGCGACUGCGCGAGCUGCUCACGGGGGAGGCUGGCGGCUGCCGGUUAUUGUCAGGGUGUUUGGCAGGCGGCGGACGUGGAGGCUUCAGGAAGGCGUCGUCAUUCUGGUCUACCGAGCCGGGGGUGAUCCAACUCGAGCAGCCUCGUCUUGAUGUCGGUGAGGAUUUCCUCGAGCUGCCCUCUUUCCCCCGGUGUGAUGGACUGGCAGCGUGCGGCGGUGGUGAGAAGCAGCGCGGAGAGGAUUGUGGUGAUAUGCAUCGUCUUUCUCGCCCGUAACGUCUUCGCCGCGUACACUGUGGGGAAAGUCGGCCAGAAUGGCUUCUUUUCCGGUCCCUUGACUCGAGUGCGAGUGUGGUGCUGUGUGAGGCACGGUGACUGCGGGGGGCAGGCAGGAGCUCCU
Messenger RNA from Vitrella brassicaformis, 2603 nucleotides. The record is from the annotation of a GenBank genome assembly. NCBI's taxonomy places the organism in Eukaryota, Vitrellaceae.